Harmonia axyridis is the source of this 903-nucleotide messenger RNA. RefSeq names its product trypsin-3-like. The record is from RefSeq and is a predicted model, not a curated record. NCBI's taxonomy places the organism in Eukaryota, Metazoa, Arthropoda, Insecta, Coleoptera, Coccinellidae. The transcript has 2 exons. Gene Ontology annotation, biological process: proteolysis. Gene Ontology annotation, molecular function: serine-type endopeptidase activity. The coding region runs from base 1 to 903 and encodes 300 amino acids.
AUGAAUCGUGAACAUGCCUUACAAAUACUACUUAACCUACAAGUUCAGAUGACAGCUCUAUUAUGUAUCGCCCUGAUAUUACUCAAUUUAACUUCAAGUUUCGCAAUAUACAAUGGCGAGUCAUGCGACCCAAGAAAUUACACCUUUCUGGUACAACUAGUUGGACAUAGGAAGAAUAAUUCUACCGUGAAAUGCAGUGGUACAUUGAUCAGAUUAGAUACAGUUCUUACAGCAGCCCACUGCGUCUUGAAUUUCAAGAGGAGCAUUUUCGCUGAGCCAAAAGUUGUCCUGCAUACUGAAAAAGGAAAAGUUGCAGUAGGCACCAAAGAAAUCCACAUCCACGCCAAAUAUGACAAAGAAAACCUUCAAUACGAUGUUGCCAUUUUAAGACUCGAAGAAGCUUUUGCUUCUUCAGAAGCCUCUACCAUAACCCUACCAAAGACACAUUCACCCAAAAACUUAGAGAGGUGCUCCAAAGGAAGGUUCUUAGGUUGGGGUAGAACCAAAUUCCUUGGCAUUGGACAAACUUCUGAGCCUUCCAAAGAAUCCUUGCACUGCAUCGAGCUUCCAGUAAUAUCGAAUGAAGAUUGCAGUAUCUUGAGGAGUCUGGAUAAGAUAGAAACAUUCUUCUGUACAUUUUCUGGGUUUCAUACUGCUGGAGGUGGGUGUAUUGGAGAUUCUGGGGGGCCUUUUAUAUGUGAAGGUGUACAGUAUGGUAUUGCAUCGGUAAAUUUUGGUUGUGGGAUAAGAGGUGAACCAACUUACUUUACAAGGAUCGACAAAGCUUUCGGUUUUAUAGACAGGCAUGUUAGAAGUUACGCUGUUUCUGGAAUGACGAAUGGAGUGACAGGAUUUGUAGUUUAUUCGUUGAUUUUUAUACAUUGCAAUUGGAGUUUUCAAUAA